CGUAUCACCAACGAUUGCUAGCGAUGUCAUUUGUAAGAAUAAUAAAACCGGGUCCAAAGUUGGAAAUUUACAGCAACGCUACUCUUAGCAAGAUACGGGUACCAACGCAGCCUAGACGGAUCAGAGGAUGGGAUCUCCUCACGGCAUGCCUCAGGUACACCUGAGGAGAUCACGCAGUUCACUCUGCCUGGUCUCGACACUGUGCCUGCUGCUUAUCCUAAUGUGGCUGAGGUGUCGGUUUUCCUCCGUCAACUCUGAUUGGUCAUUUAGACCCUUUGGUGGAGUGGACGGCAAAACAGACAAUAAGAACUUGACACUGGUGAUUUUGCCGUCUGGGUUGGCGAAUAUCCAAGGAGCGUAUUGUUUGGAUGGGAGCCCGCCGUCUUACUACAUUCGGAGAGCGCAAAGUGCCGCUAGCCAGGGGUCCUGGCUCGUCAUUCUGCAGGGAGGUGGUUGGUGCUGGAAUGUCUCAGACUGCUACAAGCGCAGCUUAAGCGGCUUAGGCUCGUCAUACCGACUGCCGAAAGAGAUGCCAUUUGGUGGGAUAAUGUCGCCUAAUGCCACAGUCAACCCAGAAUUCCACGACUGGAACAUGGUGAUGAUCAACUACUGCGACGGUGCAUCAUUUUCAGGCAACUUGGAGAAAUCAGUCAGGUAUAACAACACCAGCAUCUACUUCCGAGGUCACCGUGUGCUGAAAUUGGUCUUGGUCAACUUGUUGCAGAUGACAAGCUUAGGGGAAGCUGACCAGAUCAUUCUGGGUGGUGUGUCUGCUGGUGGUUUGGCCAUGUAUCUUCAUGUGGAUUUCAUCCGUAGCUUCAUCCCUUCUCAUAUUCCUCUGCGAGGUAUUGUGGAUGCUGGCUUCUUCUUGAAUGAGAGGAACAUCUCUGGCUUUGAGCACUACCGCAUCCACAUGGAGAAGAUUUUCAACAUGCAGAAUGCAUCAGGAAGUGUAAACAAGGCCUGCUUGGAAGACAAAAGUACAGCCAAUAAAUGGAAGUGCUUCUUUGCUGAGUAUGUCUAUCCUUAUAUCAGCACCACUCCCCUCUUCAUUGUGAACUCCGCCUACGAUUACUGGCAGCAAUGGUUUAUACUGGACCUACGGUGUCACCCGAUCCAGUGCCCUGACAAGUUGAAGUACCUUACCAGGCAUCACACCAUCUUCGUUCAUGAGAUCAAGCAGGUUUAUCACCACCAGGGUGACGGCAUGUUUGUCAGCUCUUGCUAUGCGCACAGCCAAGUGUUCCACGACGACACAUGGUCGACGUACAGAGUGGGCGGCAAGACGACAAGAGAAGCAUUUGGGGACUGGUACUUUGAACGCACGCCACCAGCCCAGUCAAGGUAUAUGGAUUGCAGCAUGGACUAUAAUUGCAAUCCAUCAUGUAAAAGGAGCUGGACAUUACCCUUCUAUAAGAACGUGACGGAUCAUUUGAAGGAGUCCACACCUGACUUCUAAGUGGCAAAAAAUAUUUGAAGUUGCAAUAAUGCUUACUGAAAUAGUUUGGUGCAGAUCCUUCGAUAAAUUGUGCCAAUAAUGACUUUUGGCCUGAUUCUAAGGGCCUUAGGAGUCAUCUCAAAUCUCGUCAAGGAUAAGUUGUGGAAAAAUUGUGGGCAGAGUGACAGGUUGUGGGGGAAUCUAUGAGCUGGCCAUUUACUGUGAAGGCCUGUUUACAUUACCAAAGGGCUUGGAAUAGGUGAUCAGUAAGUAGUUUGCAGUUUCCAGAGACUGACCUUGGAUCACUCUGUUGUUGUGUUCAGUGUUAAAAGACUGAAUAAGAUGGUUGGUUGGAAAUAAAAUUCUACACACU
Acanthaster planci (crown-of-thorns starfish) is the source of this 1811-nucleotide messenger RNA. RefSeq lists its product as uncharacterized. Gene Ontology annotation, molecular function: hydrolase activity. The record is from RefSeq and is a predicted model, not a curated record. Lineage: Eukaryota; Metazoa; Echinodermata; Asteroidea; Valvatida; Acanthasteridae.